This is a messenger RNA of Solea solea (common sole), 1779 nucleotides long. It is a transcript of the gene tnfsf13b, whose product is annotated as TNF superfamily member 13b. The record is from RefSeq and is a predicted model, not a curated record. Gene Ontology annotation, cellular component: membrane. The transcript has 6 exons. Gene Ontology annotation, biological process: immune response. Lineage: Eukaryota; Metazoa; Chordata; Actinopteri; Pleuronectiformes; Soleidae. The coding region runs from base 252 to 1040 and encodes 262 amino acids. Gene Ontology annotation, molecular function: receptor ligand activity; tumor necrosis factor receptor binding.
ACUAGAGGGGAAGCUUUUUUUUUUUUUAUAAAUACACUCAGUAUGUUCUGCGUAGUCACUCAGACUGAAGUGGAACCAGGAACGGGAGGAUUAAAGCAAGAGUCAGUGGAGCUUUUAGAAAGGAAUUAAGGCAAAGCUAGAGAAAGUUUGAUAACCGACAGAGAUCCAUUAUUCAUUGACCAAGAAGUCUUGUCAGAGGAAAUAGUCUCAUAUUUCAACUCUGAGACCAGUGUGAGCUGUUGAGAGACUAAAUGAUCCUUUCGAUGGCAGUUUUGGCAGGUGUGAAGUCCGUGGCUGGACAGAGGACGCGUAAAGGGAGUCUGUCAUGGCCCGUUUCCCUCCUGAUGCUAGCUGCCGUCACAUCGUCCUCUCUUUCAGCCUUGUCCCUGUACCAGCUGAUGGCUCUCAGAGCUGAGGUAGAGGAACUCAAAUCAGAGGUCCUUCGUAAGAGACAAGAGGGUCAAGAGGUCAAGCACGGAGCGCAGCCUGAGAAUAUAAGGAGUAGCAGCCAAGAAGUCCUACAUCAACGUGAGGCUGAGUAUGGUUCCUCCCACAUGAGAAGGAAGAGAAUGGUGGCUGCAACAGAGACACGAGUUUUACAGCCUUGUCUACAGCUGUUGGCGGACGAUGAAAGGACAACCUUCACAAAAGAAUUUGACUUGGAGCCGCACACAGGUAUCCCGUGGCAGACUGGACUGAGGAGGGGCUCUGCCUUGGAGGCAGACGGCGACAGCAUCCUGGUUAAAGAGGAGGGCUUCUUCUUUGUGUACAGUCAGGUCUAUUACAUGGACACAAUUUUUGCAAUGGGACACGUGGUGAUCCGGAGGAAGAGGAAUGUGGUGGGAGACGAGCCUCAGUAUGUGAUCCUGUUCCGCUGCGUCCAGAACAUGAAUCCUGACUACCCUUUCAACACCUGCUACACAGGAGGUAUUGUGAAACUGGAGGUUGGUGACCACUUGGAGAUCCUGAUCCCCCGUCCCACAGCCAAUGUGUCCCUGGAUGGAGAAGCCACCUUUCUGGGUGCCGUCAAAUUGGCUUAAAAUGUGUGUCGCCUCCCUUUGAACGCAUGGGACGCUGUUGUCUUGGAGAACAGGUGCCAAAUGGGGAGGAGAGUGGGCAACAAGGAACAGUUCUGUGUCAGGAUGUUGGACGGACAGAUACAGAAAGUAGAGUUUUCUCUACUCCUUGUGUGACUCCUUGCUUUGGGACAAGGAGUUGACAGCAUAGUCUUUGCAUACAUAUACUUAAGAUGCACCUUAUAGCUCUGUUUUUAACACUCAGCAAGACAAACUAUUGAAAAGUUAUGCCAUAAUAAAGUACCCUUUAUGCACUAAUCAAUUGUCUUUUAAUAGCAGCCACAUAACCACACCCCUGGAAAUAGUUUUUCUUUCUUUCUUUCUUUCUUUCUUUCUUUCUUUCUUUCUUUCUUCUCUAAUUGUUCCAUGCAUGUAAAUUCUGGUUACAAUCUGAAUGUCUCUUGCUAGAGUUUAAUUUUACUUUUAUGUAUGCUUAAAAUGUUCAUAUUCUUCAAAGUGACAGUCUUGCUCAAGCGAUGACAUCAUCUGGAGUGUGGGUGAGGGUUGCUGUUCCCGUAAUGACCACUAGAGGACAAAAAGCAGCAAAGAGACACGUCCAGUAAAGACUGAGCAGGUAGAGCUAAUAGUAUACUGAUGACAUGUUUGCAUAUGAUAUAGCCGACUCAUCUGUUAUUGAUCUUUUAUGUUGAUGGAAUCAAAUGAUAAUGAUGAUAUUACAUCAUGUGAACUGAUAUUUCAUAAA